GACAGCGGACUGACGCAUCCAUGGAGCGCUCCGGCAGCCGUCCUCUCCUUCACUACUUCCUCCAAACACAUUUGAACAUGACUUAAGAAAGCCAGCCGUGGCACUUCUAAAGCGAAAAACAGUGUCUGGGACAACCACCUCGCCACUCACAACAUCCCGGCGUAACUUUCUUUCUCAACAUACACCCCCCCAUCCCCCUCAAACCGCCCCCGUGCGUUUUUUUUUUUUUUACCCGUUCCCGGUGAAUGAGUAAAUUCCCUGGGAACGCACAGGAGGUCGCUCAGUUUGACUCCGGGCUCUGCAUGGAUGUGGUAGCCGUAGAGGGGAUGUCUCUGCCGGGUAUCCGACUCCGGAAUCGGCCGGCGCAAGUGAUGCCGAACCAGAGGAAGAUCAAAGCGAGGCGGAAAAGGCGAAAGGAGUUGGUUUUAAUCCAGACGUGCUUGUUCGGCGGCUUACUUCUGGUCGUGAAGGGGUUUUCCUACUUAGCGGAAAAUUCAGGUUAUGACAUCUCGAGCCAGAGUGCGCUGGACCGGGAGAGGUGGGCAGGCAGGAGGCUUCUGCAGGAGCUGGAGCUGGACAACAGCAGUCUGGAGGAGAUGGAGCAUGAGGGCCCCAGGAACUGCACCUUACCAGCUCUGCAUGAGUUCCCAACGGAUCUGUUCACACACAAAGAGAGGACAGAGGGAGCUGUGGCCCUACACGUCCUGUGUGCCAUAUACAUGUUCGCAGCCCUCGCCCUCGUCUGUGACGACUACUUUGUCCCCUCCCUGGAGAAGAUAUGUGAGCGCCUCCACCUCAGUGAGGAUGUAGCGGGAGCCACCUUCAUGGCCGCUGGCAGCUCUGCUCCUGAACUCUUCACUUCCGUCAUAGGGGUGUUCAUCACCAAAGGUGACGUGGGGGUUGGGACCAUCGUGGGCUCGGCUGUCUUCAACAUCCUCUGCAUCAUCGGCGUGUGCGGCUUCUUCGCCGGCCAGGCAGUGAGGCUUUCUCAUUGGACACUACUCCGAGAUUCCAUUUAUUACACGUUCUCUAUCAUAGCCCUCAUUGCGUUCAUCUACGAUGAGAAGGUGUCAUGGUGGGAGUCUCUUGUUCUGAUUCUCAUGUAUGCCAUCUACAUCCUUAUCAUGAAGUUUAACGGCAGGGCGCAGCGCUACUUCGACCGUCGGAAGAAGAGCUCGGUGAAUCUGGCCAACGGGCUGACAGGAAGCACUGAUCUGGAGGAUAACGUCACAUGUGACGCUACUACUGUCCUGCUUAAGAAAGCUAACUUCCACUGUAAGCCAUCUGUGCUGAUGGUGGAUGAGCUGCUGUCUGCCUACCCCCACCAGCUGUCUUUCUCCGAGGCUGGCAUGAGGAUCAUGAUCACAAGCCACUUCUCCCCCAGGACCCGCCUCACCAUGGCAUCGCGCAUGCUCAUCAAUGAGAGACAGAGGCUGAUCAACACCACUGAGACUCGGGUCAACCGCAUCACCAACGGCGACUCCGACUCGGCCGUCAGGGUUCAGGAGAGGCGGGGUUUGGAAAAUGGGAUGGGAGGGAUCGAAAGAGGGCUAAAUGGCCGGUGCAGAGCUCAGGGGAUGGAGUCUGGGAACGAGACAGAGAACGAGAAUGAGGACAAUGAGAACAAUGAGAAUGAUGAGGAAGGAGAGGGCGAGGAUGACAAUGAUGGACCUCUGGUGCCUUUCAAAGUACCAGCGGGGGUGUGUAACAAGCUGAAGUGGCUGAGCAUGUGGCCUCUGUGCCUGCUUCUGUUCUUCACCGUGCCCAACUGUGCCAAGCGGCGCUGGGAGAAGUGGUUCAUGGUCUCCUUCCUCAUUGCCACCAUCUGGAUCGCUGCCCUGUCCUACAUCAUGGUCUGGAUGGUGACUGUGAUUGGCUUUACUCUUGGCAUCCCUGAUGUCAUCAUGGGCAUUACCUUCCUAGCAGCAGGCACCAGUGUCCCAGACUGCAUGGCUAGUCUUAUAGUGGCACGGCAAGGUCUGGGAGACAUGGCCAUCUCCAACUCCAUAGGCAGUAAUGUCUUUGACAUCCUAGUAGGACUGGGCUUGCCUUGGGCACUGCAAACACUCUGCAUUGACUACGGUUCCAACAUUCAUCUAAACAGUAGAGGACUCAUAUUCUCUGUUGGUCUCUUGCUGGCCUCAGUAUUCCUCACAGUUAUUGGUGUCCAUUUGAACAAAUGGGUCCUAGACCGCCGACUGGGCCUGGCUUGCCUGCUCAUGUACGCCGUCUUCCUCUGCUUCUCCAUCCUCAUUGAGUUCAACGUCUUCAUCUUUGUCAACCUUCCUAUGUGCAGAGACAUCCACUGAUCUCCCUCCUCCUCCUCCUCUUCUUCCUCCCCUGGCUGGUGGUAACGGAGGAUACCUUAACCUGGCUUCCAGUUUCUUGGGGCCCUGGAACUGCGUCCUACCUUCUUCAAAUAUAAAAAUAGAGCUCUAUAUGAUUUAUCUUUGGUGCAAUACACACAUGAGAUUGGAGACGAGGGGUUUUGGUUUCUGGGACUGGACAAGAGGCACAAGAAGAAAGUCCCGGCCAUGAUGAAGGAGAUGCCAGCCACUUAGCGAGCGGCCAAGGUUGCUGCCAAUCAUCUUAGGAACCGAAGAUGUUGGUUGGAGAGAAAUAAACUGUAUUGACAUCAACAGUAGGCUACUGUUGGUGAGAAGCUGCUACUGUAUCUAACUGACUGACCUGGCAGAAAGAGGGAGAUCAUGUGCUAACAGCGAUUUUUAGCCAGUUGGAUUGUUUGUUACUCUUUGUACAAGUUUGGAUAUCAGCAUAUGAUUAAGGUAUUUUUAAGUUAAGACUGGCUUUCUCUGUAUAUAUUUGAUCAUUAUAUCAACACACAUAUUAACUGAUUAAUGGGUUUCUCUUAGUGGUGAUUCUCUCAUGCACAGCUGGAUCACUCUUGCAAAGAUGAAUGAUCCAAUAACAGUGACAAUGUUGUAUAUGUUACCAUAGCAAAAUGCAGUAACUUGGCCUGCCAAUGAUACAUCCAAAAUGCUUAAAUAUCACUCCCUAACAUAUUGAUAUAGCAUGCUACACUAGCCACAAGUUGACACCUUUAGCUUUGCACUGAGAGAACGCCUAGAUAUUUAACACUAUUGAUAUAGAGUCUAUUCUUUUAUUGUUUUUCUUUCUUUCUACAGACAUAUCCAAAUUGGGUAUAUUUUUUUCUUUAAUAUAACCCACAUAGGAAAGGGAGCUCCCUGGAAUUGAAAUCCAGCACUGUCACUUUAUUGAUUAGAUUUAUUAUAUUAUCAUUGUAAGGCAGGUAGUCUGAACAUGUAACUACUGACUUUAAAGUUCUCUGUAGACUUUAGACCUCUUGUACUAUAUAAAAACUAGUUUUUAGUCUCUGAGUUGAGUACAACAUUGCUACUUCUUAAAUACAAAAGUAUUUUUAGAAUAGGUAUAAGAGUUGUACACUGUCAAGAGAGAUUUGGACUAAAUUGGUGUGAAUGUGCACACCUGCACUGUGUGUGUGUGUGUGUGUGUGUGUGUGGGUGGGUGGGUCGAUGUGUGGUGUGCGUGCGUGCAUGAAUGUGUUUGUUCAUUUGUCACAAUCUUGAGGGGAACCAAGGAUACCACUGUUACUGGGAAGACAUAAUCAUGAUUUAUUUAUGAAUUAAUUUAUUCAAGGAUAAUGUCUAACCCCCAGUUUCAGCCCUUUGGAUCAUGUACAGUGUAUGGAAUGCUUUCUGUUCUUUCAUUAUGGAGCUGUACAUUGUACUGUACCUAAUAUAUAAUCUAAGUACUGGAAACUGACUUGACGUUGUUUAUAUUUAAGAAUAGAAGUUUAUAAUGUAUAAGUUUUGUAUAGUUCAGAACGAUAUCGCAGAAUUUGUAUAUUGUAAGAAAAAAAGGGCGGGGAGGGGGGUUUGCAGGUGAUGCACGGCAUGUUAACUCAGGCUGUGGAAAUGUUGUGAUUUGGUGAGACGGACUCUGCUGAAAAUGCAGUCUUUAUUUCCCUCUCACUGAUCUUCACAUGAUGGGAUGGGUGGAUCUCUAGUCCCUAGCAUGUUAGAUCAGUGAUGAAUCCUGCCGAGUAAGGAAGACAAAGAUUCAGGGAAAAAAAAAGACCAGACUGAUGGCAGACAACCCUUUGAACUUGCACAACAUAUCUUUUAUUAAACACAGUGCUUGAACUCGUGUGCCAUCCCUUGUAUUUGAGGCUUCAAAACCAAUACUUGUGGCCAUUUUCCUGCUUGUAUUUGAGCCAAAACACCUUUUGUCAACAGUAUUGCCACUCUGUUUCAGCAUGUGUUCAAACCAAACGUGGAAAUUGUUUGUUUUAUUUUGAGCUUUCUUUUGUCUUUUCUUUCUCUCUUAACUUAAUGGGAUUCUUACUGAGAAUUGUCAUGUUCUAGUUUUAUGGGGACUUGCCAGUUAAAAAAAAACAUCCUCAGUAGAUGUUGAUGCUUCUCCUGCAGCCAUACGAGGGCGCUGUAGAGCUGGGUUUGUACAUUUCUAGGCGAGAGGGGGUAAGGCUGUUAUUUUACACACUAUAAAAGUAGUUUGGGUAUUUUCAGGUACAUAGAGAACAAUACUGGUUGGUUUGCAUGCCUCUUUCAUAAUUCAAACGAUUUUGUGUGUAAUUUUAAUGCAUUUUCAAGAUCAGAGGGCACUGUUUCGAUUAUGCUGUACAUAUCAGAGGGAUAUGCUAGUAUAAACACAGAUGUUGGAUAACUUCUGAUGAGCAGUCAUAUUGGAGAUAUUUACAGUAUUUAGAAUGUAGGCCUACUGCAGUUAGUUUUCAACAAAUCAAUGUCGUUUUAUGCUCAUGUCUUUUGAAUUGUUUGUAAAUCCUCAUUUUUUUCGUGAGGACCUCUGGGUUGAGCUUUGGCAUAGAUUUGGCAUUAUUCCCAGCGGUCUUCUUGCAAUAAACUGAUUUACAUACAA
Myripristis murdjan (pinecone soldierfish) is the source of this 4899-nucleotide messenger RNA. RefSeq names its product sodium/potassium/calcium exchanger 3-like. The coding region runs from base 246 to 2309 and encodes 687 amino acids. Gene Ontology annotation, cellular component: plasma membrane. The record is from RefSeq and is a predicted model, not a curated record. Gene Ontology annotation, biological process: intracellular calcium ion homeostasis; calcium ion transmembrane transport. NCBI's taxonomy places the organism in Eukaryota, Metazoa, Chordata, Actinopteri, Holocentriformes, Holocentridae. Gene Ontology annotation, molecular function: calcium channel activity; calcium, potassium:sodium antiporter activity. The transcript is spliced from 17 exons.